Molecule: messenger RNA, 3525 nt
Organism: Osmia bicornis bicornis
Lineage: Eukaryota; Metazoa; Arthropoda; Insecta; Hymenoptera; Megachilidae
Product: polycomb protein Sfmbt-like
Exons: 10
Coding region: 282-3125 (947 amino acids)
Biological process (GO): heterochromatin formation; regulation of DNA-templated transcription
Cellular component (GO): nucleus
Molecular function (GO): zinc ion binding
Source: RefSeq, a predicted model, not a curated record
CGUCGCUUUGAGAAAUAAAUCAUAUUGAAUUUUUUUUUUUUUCAUAUUUUAUACGAUAUUGAAUGGAAUUCAAAUAUAAUAGCGUUUAUUUCAAAAGUCUCUGUGUUAUAUUUUGUGUACUGUGGAUACUUUGUUAAAUAAAUGUUCCUGUAUGAUCCAGGAAUGCUUCUGUCUAUCGAGUGUCUUCGCCUAGUUAAAAUCUGUAUAUUUGGAUACAAUAAUUUUGUUUCGUGACGAAAGUUACUGCUUUAAUCUCAUUAUUUUAUUAUUUCAUAUUAAAAAUGUAUGCUUCCAUCCCUGGAUUACCGGAAUUAGGGAUGGUAUGGAUGGGAGAUAUGAUGGUACAUGGAGAACCUACACAUGAACUUAUGUUGGAUCCUCGUCAAGCAGAAAGUCCAUUCUUCUCUCAUGGUUCAAAUCCAUACGAAGACAUUAGAAAUCAUCAAAUUGCACCUACUACUAUGGUACGGUAUUUACCACCUCAGUUUUCUAAUGAAUGUUCUGAACCUGACGAAGCUAUGGAAGCUGUUGAUGCCCAGGAAAUACAACAGGAAUAUGAUUCACAGUCUGAAAGACAAGAAAUGGCAGAAUAUUUAACAUUAGAAGAUUACAUGGGUGAUGAAGAACGGGAACAAGUUGUAAACAAUGCAGCAACCCAAACUACUCAAGACAAUCGUAAUAGGAAAAUAAAACCUAUAAAACAUCCUGGGCUUGUUUUAAAAACCCCGAUUGCAUACCAACCUCAUACAGACUUAAAUUUUAUUCCUAUUCGUAAAGAUGGUAUAGCUGUUUGCGAAAAAUGUGGUGCUAUUGGUGUAAAACAUGCAUUUUACACGAAAGAACGUAGAUUCUGUAGUAGAGCGUGUGCAAGAUCUUCGGAACAUACCGCUCCUACUGCUGACUCCACGUAUAGUCCAUCACAUUCAGUAGAGACACCUGCAUCUGUAAAUCCAUCUUCUCCGAGUGAAUCUAAAUUAAUAAAGAAUACUAUAGUAAAAGAAGAAGCAGAUGUAAAGGAAACAAUUGAAUUAGAAAAAGAAAAAGAAAAAGUGAUAUCUGAACCAGUGAUGCCAGAGGAUUUACCUGUAAGAAGGAAAAGAACUGCUGAUAUGGCAGGUUCUUAUGAUUGGACCCCACAACUGGUUGAACCUGGUUUUUGUGCUGCCCCAGUGUCUUGCUUUAAACAUGCACCUAUAUCGGAAAUAUGGGAUAAUAUAACGGUCGGAAUGAAAGUAGAAGUGGAGAAUACAGAUUGUGAUGAAGUAUGCGAAGCUUUCCCAGAUUCGUUUUGGGUGGCUACUGUAUUACGUAUAUCUGGGUACAGAGCUUUAUUAAGGUACGAGGGUUUCGGGCUUAAUGCCGAUAAAGAUUUUUGGGUAUCUCUGUGCUCGAAUGAUAUACAUCCGGUAGGUUGGUGUGCAACCAUUGGAAAACCACUCAUUCCACCUAAUACAAUUGCUAACAAGUACAAAGACUGGAAGGAUUUUCUAAUGAGACGAUUGACAGGAGCAAGAACACUGCCAACUAAUUUUUAUAAUAAAGUUAAUGAUAGUAUGAAAUCGCGUUUUAGAUGUGGACUUCAUUUGGAAGUAGUAGAUAAAAAUAGAAUCUCGCAGGUAAAGGUAGCAACAAUACAAAAAAUUGUCGGUAAACGUUUACAUGUAAGAUACUAUGACUCACCACCUGAAGACAAUGGCUUUUGGUGCCACGAAGAUUCUCCUCUUAUACACCCUGUUGGCUGGGCGAAAAGAGUAGGACAAACGUUGGAUGCAUAUCCGGAAUAUUUGGAACGCGUAUCGAAAUCAAAAUUAUGCGAAGACGAUGCAACAGAAGAUCUUUUUUAUGUGCCAAAGAAUCAUCAUUUACAUCUUGGAUACACAUUUCGAGAAGGAAUGAAAAUAGAAGCCAUUGAUCCCCUUAAUCUCUCUGCCAUAUGUGCAGCAACGGUUAUGCAAGUUUUAAAAGAGGAUUAUAUAAUGAUUCGUAUAGAUAGUUACGACGAAGAUGCAAGCGGUGCUGAUUGGUUUUGUUAUCAUUCAUGUUCACCUUGUAUUUUUCCAAUUGGAUUCUGUUCGCAACAUGGUUUACCGCUUACACCACCAAAGGGAUACGAUCCAACUACAUUUACAUGGGACGCGUAUUUAACAGAGACAAAUACUGUACCCGCUCCGGUGCAAUUAUUUAAUAGGGAAAUACCUCAACACGGAUUUAUCGAAGGAAUGAGGCUCGAAGCAGCUGACCUAAUGGAUCCUAGAUUAGUUUGUGUUGCUACUAUUACUAGGGUAAUUGGGAGGUUAUUAAGAGUACACUUUGAUGGUUGGGAGGACGAAUAUGAUCAAUGGCUAGAUUGUCAAAGUCCUGACAUUUAUCCAGUUGGUUGGUGUGAUCUUGUUGAUCAUAAACUAGAAGGGCCCCGUGUACUCAAUAAAAACACUAGUCCUACUGUAAAAUCACCGAGAGGCCUUAAACGUAAAGCUAAGCGAAAAUUGAAGAAAAGCAGUAAAGUUUCCUGCGCGAAAAACAUUCUACCUCGUCACAGUGAACGUAUUAGUAUGGCUCGUGAACGUGAACGAGAAGUAGAGCCUGCCCAGGGAAUAAAAAUCGAGAGAGAACGUGACUUGGAAAGUUUACCGGAACAAAGAAACAGGGAACCAGAGCCAGCAGAAGAACCAGCUGGGCCUGAUCAAACUCUGCCUAGUCCUACUACUGGACAGGGUCAAGCAUUAAACGAUACUCAAAGUGAAAUACAAAACCCUCCACCGCCAAAAGAAAGAACUGCAACAACAUAUGUUAAUGUAACAUCUGCCACUAAUAAGUACAUCCCAAGGUUAGCAGAUGGUGUUCAAAAAAGUUCUGAAUCUGGUGAUUUAGUGCCAUCUGAAUGGAAUGUGUUUGAUGUUGCACAAUUUCUUCGUGUUAAUGAUUGUGCAACGUAUUGCGAUAAUUUUAGUAGACGUAAAAUAGAUGGAAAAACUUUGUUGACACUCACUAAGGACCAAAUAAUAGACCUAACAGGUUUUAAAGUUGGUCCUUCUUUAAAAAUAUAUGAUCUUAUUCAACAAUUGAAAAUCAAAGUGAAUCCAGCUCAGGAAAGGUUGAAAUUAGGAUUGAAAAAGUUAUUAUAACAAAAAUAGUACAUAGUUAAUACUAUGAAUAAGUUUCAUCAUUGCAUAAAAUAAACAUGGAUUUACAGGUAAGGCAUGUAGAUGCAAAUAAUUAAGAAUUUAAACUUCACUGUGGUUAUAGAUAUUCUUUGUUAUAUGCUUUAAGAAUAAAAGGUACAUAUAUAUGUAUAUGCAUAAUAUACGUAUAUAUGUAUAUAGACAUGCAUACGUAAGAAAAAAAAGUGAAACAACAAAAAAUCUCAUUCUAUUAUCGAAGUUAUGAUUAAACGAAAGAAUUAUUCCAUUUUGGGCAUGAAUUAAACGUCAUAAACAGCUACGGAUAUGAUUUGAGGAAUCACGCUAUUAUUAUAAUACAUAUAUGUACUAUAAACUAAAAGAUAAUAAAAUAAUUAUUUUGAUA